Messenger RNA from Carya illinoinensis, 3342 nucleotides. RefSeq lists its product as uncharacterized. NCBI's taxonomy places the organism in Eukaryota, Viridiplantae, Streptophyta, Magnoliopsida, Fagales, Juglandaceae. The transcript has 5 exons. The coding region runs from base 1 to 3342 and encodes 1113 amino acids. Gene Ontology annotation, molecular function: nucleic acid binding; RNA-DNA hybrid ribonuclease activity. The record is from RefSeq and is a predicted model, not a curated record.
AUGGUGAGAUCCAGGAAACCUUGUGUAUUUGCAGUUGCUGAGCUAUUUGUUGAUGGACAACAUCUUGGUCGUUUGAAGAGUGAUGUUUCUUUUGAAGGUAGUGUCUCGAAUCAAGAGGUAGGGGGUAAACGUUGGGUGUUAUGGUCAAAAGAUGUGAAAGUUUCUGUGCUAAGUUUGUCUUCUCAAAGCAUUACUACGGCAAUAGAGUUGAAUGGGAAAUGCUUGUGGAUUUCUUUUGUGUAUGCAAAAUGUUACUAUGGGGAACGUCGGCAAUUAUGGGAUCAUUUAUGUAACUUACAUACUUCAAAUGUUCCAUGGAUGGUUAUUGGUGAUUUUAAUAUCAUCAGGACCGACCAGGAGCGGAUUGGGGGACAUCCUCGUCCUCGUAUUGCAAUGGAGAAAUUUAAUUCUUUCGUUGAUAGGGAUGGAUUAUCUGAUUUGGGUUUCCAAGGAAAUCAUAUGACUUGGUGUAAUGGUCAUGAAGGGAGGUCGAGGUGUUGGGCACGACUGGAUAGAGCUCUUGUUAACUCCGCUCAUGUCUUGGAAUUCCCCUCGGCAGGAGGUAUUUAUUUGCCUAAGUUGUCUUCUGAUCAUGCUCUUUUGCAGGUUGAUUUAAGUCCAGAAAAUAGGAGGCAUGGACAUGUUCCUUUCAAGUUUCAGCAAAUGUGGACAACCCAUGAAAAUUUUUCUAAUUUUGUUACUAAUGAAUGGAAGGAGGACUUGGAGGAACAACUGCAGUUGGGUGAUUCUAAAGAUGUAGAACUGGAUCUUUUAACUACCAAAGUUGAACUGGAUACGUGGAACACUAGAGAAGAGAUUCGUUUGGCUCAACAAGCAAAGCAAGAGUGGCUUAAUUCAGGAGAAGCAAGCUCAAAAUUCUUUAAGGCCAUGGCUUCGAAAAAUCAUAAAUUGGUGAGACAGAUGAAAAUUAGCGAAAAUGAAUGGUUGAAAACUCCAGAGGAGGUUCAUAUAGGUGCUGUCGACUUUUUUCAGAAUUUUUUGGCCACUAAUCAUCAGUUCCCGCUUCCGGAUUUAUCUUCUCUUAUUGAUCCAGUCAUUCAAGAAGAUGACAAUGUCAAUUUGCUAGAACUUCCUUCAAUCCAAGAGGUAAAACAAGUUGUUUUUUCCAUUCCUACUGAUAGUAGUCCGGGCCUUGAUGGGUUAGGAUUAGGGUUUUAUAAAGCCUACUGGGAUAUUGUUGCCAUGGAUGUGGUGGAUGGAGUUCAUGAUUUUUUUAGAGGAGGCAAAAUUCCAAGGGAAUUCACAGCCUCAUUUUUGGUUUUGAUUCCCAAGGUUGAUAACCCAAAAAGCUUUGAUAAAAUUCGCCCUAUUAGUCUGUGUUCAGUUUUUUAUAAGAUAUGCACAAAAAUUCUUGUGACCCGGCUAUCUCAUUUACUACCUCCAUUGAUUUCAGAGGAACAGGGAGCAUUUAUUCCUGGGAGAAGCAUUUUUGAAAAUGUGAGCUUGAUACAGGAGAUGAUCCAGAACAUUAACAAACCUGUUCGUGGUGGUAAUGUGGUUUUGAAGAUAGACAUGGCUAAAGCCUAUGAUAGUAUGAAUUGGGAUUUCUUGAUCCAUUCCUUGGCUAGUUUUGGCUUCUCGGAGGGAGUUUGUAGUUUGGUGCGCCAAUGCAUUUCUUCGCCUUGGUUUUCAGUUGUUAUGAACGGUAUUCCGAAAGGUUUCUUUCAGGGCGGGAGAUGUCUGAGACAGGAUGAUCCUUUGUCGCAUUAUCUUUUUAUCCUCGGGGAAGAAAUAUUAUCUAGAUUAUUAAAAAAGAGUUUUCAGGAAAUGAGGAUCAUCCCAUUUCAGCAUCCAAGAGGGGCACCUAUUAUUUCACAUUUAUUAUAUGCUGAUGAUAUUGUGAUUUUUGCAAAUGUGGAUAAAAAGUUGAUUUGGGCCAUUUCUGAGGUUCUUACUAUCUAUGAAAGUUGGUCUGGGAAGAGAGUUAACAAAGAGAAGUCAUCCAUUAUUUUCUCGAAGAUUGUUCCUCGUUCUAGGCGAAGAAACAGUUUGAGUAUAUCUGGAUUUUCGGAAGGGUUGCUUCCUUUCAAAUACUUGGGGGUUCCCAUUGUGUCUGGUAGACUAAAGGCAGUUCAUUUUGAUGAAUUUUUUUGUAAGAUCAGGGAUAAAAUUGGGGGAUGGCAAUCUCGUCUUUUAUUUAAUGGAGCUCGCCUGUUGCUAUUAAAACAUGUGCUUGGUAGUCUUCCCAUUCAUCUUCUUUCUAUUUUGCAGGUCCUUAAAUCUGUCCUAUCCUCUAUAUCCAGAUGUUUUAGCAAUUUGUUUUGGGAUAUAAAGAUGGUAGACCGAAGAAACAUUGGAAGUAUUGGACUUCGAUGUGUAUUUUUCAAGGCCAAAUACAUAAAGCAUAAUCAUGUCUCUGUUGUUAACCCAAACAAAGGAUCUAGAUUCUGGAAGAUGGUGAUCAGGAGUAUUCUAGAUGUUAUUGAGCAUUCCAAAUGGAAACCGAGGAGAGGGGAUAUCUCUUUUUGGUUGGACAAAUGGAUAGGUGAUGAGCCUCUGGCGGCUUCAGUUCCUAUAGUGGCACCAAAAAUUAAAGUACAAGAAUGUUACAAGACAAGUGGCUGGGAUAUGGAUCUCCUUUGUCAGUUAGUGGGUACUCAAAAGGCGCAGGAAAUUGUUGAUACUUUUUGUAGUCUAAGGGAUGGGGAAGACCGUCUAAUUUGGGUGGAAAAGGAGGAUGGGAAUUUCUCUUCUAAGAGUGCUUGGGAGGUUAUUCGGGGGUCAGAUUAUGGGUCUUAUCCCUUCAAUUGUCACUUGGAGGUUAUGGAUCCGUUGGUGCCGUGCUCAUGGAAGAAUUGUAGUCCUUCUAAAGUUGUCUGUUGGGUUUGCCUAAAGGAAAGUUGGGUUAAAUUAAAUAUUGAUGGGAGUAGUCGUGAGAACUUGAGAAAGGCUGGUGCUGGCGGUUUAAUUCGUGACUCUAGAGGUAAUUUGGUCCUAGCUUUCUCCUAUCCUCUGGAUUUUGGUACUAAUAACUAUGCUGAGUUCAUGUCUUUGUUGCACGGAGUUAGACAUGUGCGUAGAUUGGGUUUCAGAAAUGUAGAAAUAGAGAUGAACUCUAUGGUUGUUGUAAACUGGAUUUUGGCCUCCAAUUGCCCCAUUUGGUAUUUAGAAGAUUAUUGGAUUGAACUUAUGGAAUUACUUUGCAAUAUAAAUUUCUCCAUUCGACAUGUUUAUAGGCAAGGCAGUAGCCCUACUGACUUCUUGGCCAAGCUAGCGUUUGAGGAUUGUACCGCUAUUUGGGAGUCAUUGGUUAUGGUCCCUCCUCUUUUACGAGGUCUGAUUAGGACUGAUAAACUAGGUAUUCCGUAUAUUAGAUUUUGA